Aplysia californica (California sea hare) is the source of this 504-nucleotide messenger RNA. Its product is annotated as craniofacial development protein 2-like. The transcript has a single exon. NCBI's taxonomy places the organism in Eukaryota, Metazoa, Mollusca, Gastropoda, Aplysiida, Aplysiidae. The coding region runs from base 1 to 504 and encodes 167 amino acids. The record is from RefSeq and is a predicted model, not a curated record.
AUGAGGAAAAAAGACCAGUUUUACGAGGAACUUCAGAAUGCAAUCAACAACGCCCCAAAAGCAGACCAACUGUUCCUCAUGGACGACUUCAAUGCAGGAGUAGGUACUGAAAAUAAAGUAUGGCCCACCUGCCUCAGACCUUUUGGGCUCCAAAAAAUCAAUGAGAAUGAUCAGAGACUCUUGGAAUUUUGCACAAAUAACAACCUUUGCAUCACUAACACCUUCUACAGUGGCAAGGACAGACAUAGGGUUUCUUGGUACUAUCCAAAAUCACGCCAUUGGCACCAAAUCGACUUCAUCAUCCUCAGAAAGAAAGAUGCCAACAUGGUAAAGCAAACAAGAUCCUUCUACAGUGCAGACUGCAACACAGACCACCUUUUAGUCAUAGCAAAGGCAAAGAUACUCACAAAGAAAACAUCAAGAGCUGAAGAACAAAAGAAACCUAAGAUCAAUAUAAGAAAUACCAAAGACCCAGUUAAAGGCAAAAUUUCAAGGACAUGUUAA